Lactuca virosa is the source of this 2592-nucleotide messenger RNA. The record is from the annotation of a GenBank genome assembly. NCBI's taxonomy places the organism in Eukaryota, Viridiplantae, Streptophyta, Magnoliopsida, Asterales, Asteraceae.
AUGAUAUCAUGGGGUAUCCGUGGGGCAUCCAUGAACACCAAUCUCUAGCGCUUUUCCAUCGUCAGCGAUCCUAAACCCCUUAAAAAACCCUUCACUGAAUCCUUCAAGAACGCAACCCAAAUUCAUUUUUUCAUGUAAAUUUUGUAUUUUUUUCCACCACCAAACGCACACACAGCUAUGAAUUCAACACUUCUCAGAACAUCACCAUUCAUCCAUCGUCGCCCUUUACACUCUUCACGAGUCCCGGAGCCUUUUGCCCCCUUUCGAUACCAUCUCAAUACAAAACCAUUAUGGAAACACAAGCUUCAGAUUUCACGAACCUCCAGUUUCUUCGACACCAAAGUAUACCCAAAGAAUCCCAUAACCAGAGAAAUUGUACCCGAAGAAUCUACCAAAGAUUCGUCAAGAAAAGAGGGUUUUGAGAAGUUUGGGGGUUUAUUGAGAUGCGGAUUUCUUCUCGGUCUGUUGGUUUUGGGGGUAAUUCGAUGUCAAAGAGCUCUCGCAUUGGAUACUGGUAGCGAUUUGGGGGUUUUGGUACAGACGGGCGUUGUUCAUACGCAAGGCUUCUGGAAUGGGCCCAAAAUUUCACAGAUUUUCCUAGUUUUCAGAGAACAAGGUUUGAUUUUAGCUGCACUUUUGGGCUUAUCUGCCUUCUUUUCCAUGGCCGAGACUUCGAUCACCACUCUUUCACCUUGGAAGGUGAGAGAGCUAGCUGAAAAAGAAGAUGAAAAUGGCGUCUUCAAGCUCCUUCGUACUGAUAUCACACGAUUCCUCACCACCAUUCUCAUUGGCACAACUGUAGUCAACAUAGGAGCUACUGCACUUUUCACUGAAGCAGCAACAACAGUGUUUGGUGAAGCUGGUGUUAGUGCAGCAACUGGUGUCAUGACUGUUGUUGUAUUACUUCUCACUGAAAUAACUCCCAAAAGUAUAGCUGUUCAUAAUGCUACUGCUGUUGCUAGGGCUGUGGUUCGUCCAGUUGCAUGGCUCUCAAUUGUUUUAUAUCCAGUUGGAAGAGUUGUAACUUUUCUUUCAAUGGGAAUGCUUAAAAUUCUUGGUUUAAAAGGGAAAAGUGAGCCAUCUGUGACAGAAGAUGAACUGAAGUUGAUGUUGAGGGUUGCUGAGUUGAGUGGGGCCAUUGAGGAAGAAGAACAAGAUAUGAUUGAGAAUGUGUUGGAGAUAAAAGAUACUCAUGUGAAAGAGGUUAUGACUCCUCUUAUAGAUGUAGUUGCAGUUGAUUCUGGAGCAACAUUAGUUGAUUUUCAUCACUUAUGGGUGACUCAUCAAUACUCUAGGGUGCCAGUAUUUGAGCAACGAAUUGAUAACAUUGUGGGUGUGGCUUAUGCAAUGGAUUUGUUGGAUCUUGUUCAGAAAGGAGAUAUGCUAGAAACUGCUAUGGUGGGAGAGAUUGCUCAUAAGCCUGCUUAUUUUGUCCCUGAUUCAAUGUUGGUUUGGAAUCUUCUUAGGGAGUUUCGCAUCCGGAAGGUCCACAUGGCAGUUGUUCUUAAUGAAUAUGGAGGAACAGUUGGAAUUGUAACCCUCGAGGAUGUUGUUGAAGAAAUUGUUGGUGAAAUCUUCGAUGAGAAUGACUCAAAGGAGGAAAUUGAUAGAAAAACUGGGAAUAUUGUGAAGAGAGGGGAUGGAGUCUUUGAUGUUGAUGCAAAUACAUCAAUUGAUCAACUUUGUGAAGAUUUAGAUAUUAUUUUGCCAGAGGAUCAUCAAUAUGAGACAGUUUCAGGGUUUAUAUGUGAAGCAUUUGGAUAUAUACCAAGAACAGGUGAAAGUGUUAAAGUAAUUCUUAAAAAAGCAAAUGAAGAAGAUGAUGAUGAGAGUAAACAAGAACAUAAAAAUCAAGAUCAGAAAGAAAAAUCCCAAACAUUCAAACUUGAGAUAUUGGCAGGAAAUUGUAGAAAGGAAGUGGUGAUGAUGAAAGAUUUUAUCAAGAAACACCCCAAACCACCAUUAACAACCAAUGAUCAUCAUCAUCAAGGUUUUUGAGGUUCUGUUUGCUUGGUGUAUAUAUUGAGUCCAAGAGAGAGAGAAUCUUGAAAACAGAGUCUAGGGUGCACCGAUGACCUAACCGGUGGUGGCUCAUAACGGAGAGCUAUAGAAGAAGCACCACCACCACCGCCUGCCGCCAUCAACUUGCCGCCUUGCCUUCCCAUGGAAUGAAGAGCUUUUAUUUUGUGGGAUAUUUGUUAAUUUUUUUGUGUUGAACCUAUUUGAUGGUUUCUUUAUAUAUAUAUAUAAUGUAGGGGUGUGUUUUUUGGUUUAUAAUAAUAUUUGUUUUGGAGAGUGAGCCUCCCUUUGUGGAUUCUUGAUGACGUCAUUGGGGUAUAGAAUCGGCUAAUGGAGCACAAGAUCCAAGGGGAAAAAGAAGAGUGAAGGCAAAAGGACUUUUUGAAGGAAAGAAAGGGUGAGGGAGUGAGGACAAGAGGACAAAGAGGAAAAAAGUGGUAGUGUUUGGAAUGUUGUGUUUGUGAGAAUAUAAGGUUAGGUUUGAUGCUGUGGUCAGGGUUUUUGUAAUUUUUUUUUUGGAGUGCUUUAAGCUUUGUAGAAGAUGACAACGUUUUUGGUUUCUUGUUUAUGGAG